Messenger RNA from Rhododendron vialii, 408 nucleotides. RefSeq lists its product as uncharacterized. NCBI's taxonomy places the organism in Eukaryota, Viridiplantae, Streptophyta, Magnoliopsida, Ericales, Ericaceae. The transcript has a single exon. The record is from RefSeq and is a predicted model, not a curated record. The coding region runs from base 1 to 408 and encodes 135 amino acids.
AUGGCCACAAGGGAAAUUGUUGCACGUACCCCCCCUACUUUGAUUCCAAACAUUGCUAUUCUUGAUUCGGUUAGGUGGAUCUUAACUAAGGAUGGCAAGUUUUCUGCCAAUUCUGCUUGGCAAGCUUUGAGGGCUGCUCUUCCUAUGGUUCCAUGGGCGAAAAGUGUUUGGUUUCCCCACCAUGUUCCUCGUUGGGCCUUCAUAGAGUGGAUUACUUUUAUGGGUUGUCUUUCUACAAAGGACAGGUUGCUUAGCUGGGGUAUGGGGAUUGAUGCUAAUUGUGUCCUCUGCCUUGGUGCCAUGGAGUCCCAUGAACACCUAUUUUUUGAGCGUCCAUUUUCUAAGGAGGUUUGGAAAAUGGUAUUAACCAAGAAUCAAACUGCAAGAAUUGUUUUUGGGGCUGGCUGA